This is a messenger RNA of Cricetulus griseus (Chinese hamster), 1873 nucleotides long. The record is from RefSeq and is a predicted model, not a curated record. Lineage: Eukaryota; Metazoa; Chordata; Mammalia; Rodentia; Cricetidae.
UGGGACAACAUGGACUAUGUGUGGGAGGAAGAGGAGGAGGAGGAAGAUCUGGACUAUUACUUGGGAGAUGUGGAGGACCUGAGGGGGGAAGAUGAGGACGAGGAGGAGGAAGUGCUGGAGGAAGAUGAGGAAGAGGAGCUAGAUCCGAUCACCCAACUGCCGCCACCUCCAGCCCCUCGGAGGUGCUUCACUUGUCCCCAGUGCCGAAAAAGUUUUCCUCGGCGGAGCUUCCGCCCCAACCUGCAGUUGGCCAACAUGGUCCAGGUGAUUCGUCAGAUGCAUCCAACCCCUGGUCGAGGGAGUCGUGUGAAUGAACAAGGCAUCUGUCCGAGACACCAAGAAGCCCUGAAAUUGUUCUGUGAGGUGGAUGAAGAAGCCAUCUGUGUGGUGUGCCGAGAAUCCAGGAGCCACAAACAGCAUAGUGUGGUGCCAUUGGAAGAGGUGGUGCAGGAGUACAAGGCCAAGCUCCAAGGUCACGUGGAGCCACUUAGGAAGCACCUAGAGGCUGUGCAGAAGAUGAAGGCCAAGGAGGAGAGGCGGGUGACAGAGCUGAAGAGUCAGAUGAAGUCAGAACUGGCAGCUGUGGCCUCAGAGUUUGGGCGACUAACACGGUUUCUGGCUGAAGAGCAGGCAGGAGACAUCAAGGAGACUUUCAAUAGGUGUGAAGAGAUACAGUUGCAGCCCCCAGAGAUUUGGUCCCCUGACCCAUGCCAACCCCAUAGCCACGACUUCCUGACAGAUGGCAAUGUGAGGAAAAUGAGCCGAAUGUUCUGUCAGGCUGCAAGAGUCGAUCUGACGCUGGACCCUGACACAGCUCACCCAGCCCUUAUGCUGUCCCCUGAUCGUCGUGGGGUCCGGCUGGCAGAACGUCACCCGCAUCAAGCUCUGCCCUUGAUCAGCCUGCCACCCGCAGGGGCCCCUCCAGUCACUGCUGGGGGGGCGGGUGGUGGUGGAUGAUUGCCCACUAUGUUUGUGAGCUCAGGCUCCUCCCACUGUUUGUUACUGAGUUGCUUUCUGCUCCUCCUUGAACCCAGGCUGCUUCCCCCAAUAGGAGCCUAAAACAACUUCUAGACUUCCUCCAGCUCAGUCUUCUCUCACCUACUUUGUCUGACAGGUCUGCAUGGGUCCCUGAUAAUAAGAACAGCUGCCUGAUCUUCCCUCCCUGUCUGCCUAGCUCAGUCCAGCUCUGAGUCCCAGUUUGAGUGCAGGGAUGAGUGGAAGUUUUGUUCCUUAACUUCUCUUUUCCACAUCUACUCUUCAGUCUUUGUCAUUUCUGAGGCUGGAGGGUUCGGGCAAGACCUACCCAUUCCAAUUCCAUGCUUUGGUGCAAGCUCCAGUUAAGGGAUUUGGAAGCUUUUGUGGGGAGGCAGGCUGGGCAAAAGGGUAGAGCUGUGUAAAGUCUACUUUUCUUGGGGAAGUAGGAACUCUUAAAGCUUUCCUUCCGCCCCCAAUUUCUACCUCCAUAGACUGGCCAGAAUUUAGCUUCAGUAAGAUCUGGAAUGGUCAACGUGACACUGCACACCAUUAUAUCACCCAAUAAAUUAUUUUCUCUCUGUCGUACAGUUUUUAUUUAGGAGCCCAGCUCCUCACACCUAACCCCUCCAAGUCUUCACUGCCAGGCUCUUUUCCCCUCAGUGAAUUUCAGUUUCUGGCCUCUCAGCACCUUGUAGUUCCAUUUGGUAAGCCCUGUUAAGGAGCUUGGGACAGGGGUCUGGAUCCUUGGGAGAGCCUUGGGUAUAAUCUAUUUUUCUAGUAACCCCUUGCCUUCUGUCACCUAACAGCUUUUGUCCUCUGCUUGUGGCUGAGGUCAAUUCAUGUUCUUGGGGUAAAAGGUGGGUUGUGUUGCAGAUAAUAAAGUGUUUAUUUGCUGCUG